UAUAAAAGAGCCACAAUCCUUCAACAUUAUCCUCAAGUCGAAAGCUCUCAGUUGUACAGUCUUACUCACUUCACAAUGUUCUCUCGUAUCUCUUCCUUCACUCUUCUUGCCUUGGCUGCAUUCACGGCUGCCCAGGAGACGAACACCACCGUCACCGGUGGGAAGUGCAACUCUGGUUCCCUCCAGUGCUGUAAGUCUGUCCAGGACCCCACGUCUUCUGCUGUCCAAGAAGCAUUGGGUCUCGUUGGUAUUCCCAUUGGUGAUGUCACCGCUGAUGUUGGUUUGACUUGCAACCCCAUCACCGUUAUUGGGCUGGGAACUACCCAGUGUGUUAACCAGCCCGCUUGCUGCGAGAAGGAUAACUUCAAUGGUGUUGUUGCUCUCGGAUGCACCCCCAUCAACUUGGGACUCUAAGUUCACUCAAGGAACUCUCGUGUCGAUCUUCUGGUUUUUUUUUUUUCAAGGAGGGAUUGGCCUAAUAUUAGACAGUUCUUUUUACAAGUGUCAUUUAUGCUACACAUUUUAGACUUAUGAUUCGCUUAACACGUAUAUCUUUUUGCCCAUAUCUAA
Guyanagaster necrorhizus is the source of this 570-nucleotide messenger RNA. RefSeq names its product fungal hydrophobin. The transcript has 4 exons. The coding region runs from base 76 to 414 and encodes 112 amino acids. Gene Ontology annotation, cellular component: fungal-type cell wall. The record is from RefSeq and is a predicted model, not a curated record. NCBI's taxonomy places the organism in Eukaryota, Fungi, Basidiomycota, Agaricomycetes, Agaricales, Physalacriaceae. Gene Ontology annotation, molecular function: structural constituent of cell wall.